Molecule: messenger RNA, 2079 nt
Organism: Etheostoma cragini (Arkansas darter)
Lineage: Eukaryota; Metazoa; Chordata; Actinopteri; Perciformes; Percidae
Gene: tgfbr1b
Product: transforming growth factor, beta receptor 1 b
Exons: 9
Coding region: 54-1568 (504 amino acids)
Biological process (GO): nervous system development; cellular response to growth factor stimulus; activin receptor signaling pathway
Cellular component (GO): activin receptor complex; plasma membrane
Molecular function (GO): transforming growth factor beta receptor activity, type I; ATP binding; activin binding
Source: RefSeq, a predicted model, not a curated record
CCUCAGAGCUGUGAGAAGUUAGCAGUCGGCUGGCAGACUGGUCCGUAGCCACGAUGGAUGCAAUACCAUGCUUUAUGUUCGUCCUCCUGUUCGGGACACGGAUACAAGAACAGACCGCCCUCCAGUGUUACUGUGACCGCUGCAGUGCCAACUCCAGCUGCUCCACCGAUGGAGUCUGCUUUGUCGCCAUCCGUAAGUCCUUCGGCCGACUGACCACUGAGCAGCGCCAGUGUGUGCACGAAAACGAACUAAUCCCGCGGGACAGGCCCUUCAUCUGCGCCCCGUCCGUCAAACAAGACACCGGCAUUUACCCCAUGUGCUGUACCACAGACUUCUGCAACAAAGAACCUGACCUGGAACUCUUUCCUGUACCCACAGUGAAGACCCCUCCUCUGGGCCCUGUGGCUCUGGCAGCGGUGAUUGCCGGCCCCGUGUGUGUGUUCUGCCUGCUGCUGGUCCUGGCCUUCUAUGUCUGCCACAGCCACAGGGGUCUGGGGGCCGGCGGUGCAGGGGCCCACCACCACCGGGUUCCCAACGAAGAGGACCCAUCCAUGGACCACCCCUUCAUCACCGUGGGAACAACGCUGAAGGACCUCAUCUAUGACAUGACCACCUCGGGCUCUGGAUCAGGCCUUCCGCUGCUGGUCCAGAGGACUAUCGCCAGGACCAUCAUCCUCCAGGAGAGCAUCGGGAAGGGCCGCUUUGGGGAGGUGUGGCGGGGUAAGUGGCGUGGCGAGGAGGUGGCCGUGAAGAUCUUCUCCUCCCGUGAGGAGCGCUCCUGGUUCCGCGAGGCAGAGAUCUACCAGACUGUGAUGCUGAGACACGAGAACAUUCUGGGCUUCAUCGCUGCUGACAACAAAGAUAACGGCACGUGGACUCAGCUGUGGCUUGUGUCGGACUACCACGAGCACGGCUCCCUGUUUGACUAUCUGAACCGCUACACAGUCACCGUGGAGGGCAUGAUCAAACUGUCCCUGUCCACCGCCAGCGGCCUCGCACACCUCCACAUGGAGAUAGUGGGGACACAAGGGAAGCCAGCCAUUGCACACAGAGACCUGAAGUCCAAGAACAUCCUGGUGAAGAAGAACGGGACAUGCUGCAUCGCUGACCUGGGGCUGGCUGUCCGCCACGACUCAGCCACUGACACCAUCGACAUCGCUCCAAACCACAGAGUGGGAACCAAAAGGUAUAUGGCUCCGGAGGUGCUGGACGACUCGAUAAACAUGAAACACUUUGAGUCUUUCAAGCGAGCGGACAUCUACGCCAUGGGCCUGGUGUUCUGGGAGAUCGCCAGCCGCUGCUCUAUGGGAGGCAUCCAUGAGGACUACCAGCUGCCCUACCAUGACCUGGUCCAGUCGGAUCCAUCAGUGGAGGAGAUGAGGAAGGUGGUGUGCGAGCAGAAGCUUCGGCCCAACAUUCCCAACCGCUGGCAGAGCUGCGAGGCUCUGCGGGUGAUGGCCAAGAUCAUGAGGGAGUGUUGGUAUGCCAACAGUGCCGCCCGACUCACCGCUCUGCGGAUCAAGAAAACCCUGUCUCAGCUCAGCCAACAGGAGGGCAUCAAGAUGUAGACAUCCCUACCAAACACACACACACACACACACACACCUCAGACUGACAUCCAUAUCGUUAGCAUUACAGCAUUAUUAUCUUCAUUAUUAUUCAUUUGCUGUGCCCCCUUUGGUUCAAAGGGAACUGAAGACUUUUUUUUCUUAUCCCAUUUCCUUCAUUGACAAACUGAUGAGUCGUGAACAUGAGGAGGCGUGUGUGUGUGUUGCACUGUCCUGACGUGCACACAGGAUGGAUGGAUGGAUGGAUCUAAUGAGGAGGGCUGCGAGCCAUUAAAGCAUAUCCUCCAUCUUCCUCUGCUACAUUCAUCACAUGGAAACGCCUCCACCACUCAUCACAACCAAUAAGAGCUCAGAGCCCGUUAGGUUACCAUAAGUUCAGCCAGACAGCUGCCUGGCUGGCUCAUUGUAUAUCAGCAUUAAAGAGCUAAGCUACUCUUCGGCAGGGCUGCACCUCGCUCAUUUACAUCUUUGAAUCCUGGGGAAUGUCCUCCCACUGGAAGCAGUCCCAUGG